CUGGAGACACCAUCUGCUUCCAAUUACUCUGUGACAAUCUGCAGGAUGACGUCCAAGAUGCUGCACAGUAAACUGCUACAGCAGGUACACAAGAGCCAGAAGGGAAAGGAGACAGGAAUCGGAGGCUAAAGCCGAAACUUGGAUCUGACUUUAACUGCGGCUGAGCUGAGUCACUCUUGCCAACAGAGCCAUGGAGCCGGGUUUGGAAACCUUCAGUUUUCCAUGACUUGGUGGAUGUCUCCUCUGUAAUUGGCUGCUCUGAAAGACCAACAGCUGCUUCUGGUUUCAGGUUUGGAAAACUAGCUCUCUGGUAAGACAUGAAGGAAUUGUUGAAACACUGAACGGAUGAAUCUGUUUCUUUUCAACAAACUGGAGCGCAAACAGGUUGGCUUUUCAGACAUGAUAAGACUUUGACUCAAACUUUUCUUGCACGUUUAUUAAUAGUAACCUGACAUCACGUGUUGCUUGGACUAUUUCGGCAAAGUUAUGCAUGCCAUAGAGAUACGUAAGCAGUAAUUACACCUUCUUAGGCUGCAUUUCUUUCAUGUCAAGACAGCACAAUGUUGCACUUGAGUUCCAGAUAUGUACAGUGCAAAUGUUAAUGUCAAUAUUUUUGAAGAACUUCCUUUUCACUCUGUUCUGGAUAACGUCACCAUUUUCUGGAUGAUUGUCAUAAAAUGGAGCAGCCAAAAGCCAUCCUGAAAUUUUUCAGGACCCUCUCAGAGGACCAAAAUGAGAAACUAAUGCAGGAAGAGCUGAGUGUUGAUCUCAAGAAAAAUGGGGACAUAAACUUAAAAGGUGAACAUUUUAGAGAUUUUGUCUCGUAUGUUAUUUUAAGUCAUGAAGGUGAAAAAACUACCAACUCAGUGGGAUGCUUAACUGCAAGGGAAGGAGGAAAUGAGUCAGACACAGACGAGGGGGAGAGGAAUCGUUUUAACCUAACAGAGCAGCAAGACACAGCUGUAACGUCUGAAACUGACUCAGAGAAACAGAGCUUUGUGGCAAACCAUGAUCAGAAUAACGUGCCAGAUGAACACAAAGUUAACAGUUGCAGCAAAGAUAGUUGUGACAUCUCACAGAAUACACUGGAUGAAACUCUGAAGACAAAAUGUCAACACAUUUCAACUGACUGCACAAAUACAGAUUGCAGUUGUGUUGCACCAAUCAGCUGUAAGCAGGAUGACACUAAAGGAAGCAACCAGGAUGUAAAAAAUGACUGUGAAGGUGCUCACUGCAAUGAGGAUUCUGUCAGAAGUACAUCCACUUUGGAGGUGGGUUUUAAUCCUGAGGAAUCUGCUCAGACAGGACCUCCUGUUGAAGAGCAGGAACCAGCACUGGAGGAGGCUGAAAGUGAAGAGGAGAGGAUGAAUGUAGGGGAGGAAGAAGAGGAGAAAAGAGAUGUAUUUCCAGACUCUCCUCCCUGGCUCCACCAUCCUCCCAGUGCCUGUGAUAAUUCACCUACUAUUACUAUAACAUCUGGAGUCCAGGCACCCCAUCCUCCACCUGGAUCCACCUUCACUAGAGCCACCUUCUCCCCAGGCUCCCCCACCAACAAGCAAACACAGCUCCCAGCCCUCUUCAGCGGCCUCAGGGUGCUGAGGAAGGGGGUGGUUGGCCCCGAGCAUGACACUGUAGCCCAGAUUAAACCAACUUCUCAGGGAGCGAGGAGAGCGGUGGUUGCUGAAGAACAGGGGGACACUAAGAUUCAAGAAAGUUUCCUGGGCCAGAUCUCGCAGUUCCUGAGUCGGGAAAAGAGAGGAGAUAAGAAAGAGGAGGUGAAGGAUUUGGAACCCAAAGGAGCGCAGGAUGAAACCACAGUGAAUGGAAAUGAGGAAAGUGGAGAAGGUGAGAAGACAGAGCUUGAAGCAGUGGAAGAUGCAGAGGUUUCACAGUCAUUUGAGUCCACAAAAUCCUCUGUGUCCAGCGCAGAGGCAGCUUUUGAUGCCUUCAAGGCUUUUUUCACUCCCAAGCCUUUGAAGAAGGAUCCAGCAGAGAAAGUCGACCUGGAGGCAUUAAGGAGGAAGAUAAGAGCUGACAAAGACGUACUAAGAACGCUUUUUGACAGAAGCUCCACUAAGACUCCAGACAAGAAAGACCCGUCUGAUAUCAAAUCUGAGGCCUCCACCCCAGGAGAAGGAGAGGAACGAACUCCUGGACGUUUACAAGCCGUCUGGCCGCCACUGAAGGAUGAAAAAGUUGGGCUGAAGUAUACAGAAGCAGAGCACCAGGCUGCUCUCCUGCAGCUGAAGAGAGAAUGCAAAGAGGAGCUGGAGAGGUUACAGGAGGACUGCAGCCAGGAGCUCUCCAGACUGAGGGUGGAAAAUGUGAACAAUGUUGUCCGUCUGGAGUUCACCGUGGCCGAGCUCCAGGCCAAACUCUGCCAGGUUGGAACCCACCGUCCCGGCGAACUCAGAGAUGUCGCUGUGUCCACAGCAGACGACUCUUUACAAAGAUCAUUCCGUACAGUGUGCAUCCAGACAGACCGAGAAACCUUCGUCAAAACUCCCGACGAUGCCUGUGUGAGCUCUCAGCAGCAGAAGGUGACCCCCAAGAAGCUGGACCUGACUUCCAUCAGCCUCAGCCUGGCUGGUCAGAGGGAUGAUACGUUGUCCUCCUCCUCUUCUGGACUUUCAUUUCAAACUCUUCCACCUGGAGACUCACUUCCUCUGUCAGAACAACCACCUGCCUCUUCUGCAGUGUUUCCAACCAAAGCAGACACUGUCUCCCCUCCUCCUCCUCCUCCUCCUCCUCCCCCACCACCUCCACCAUGUUCAUCAGCACUCCUAAACCACAUGCAGCCAUCAAAUGGUCCUCCACCUCCACCUCCGCCUCCUCCAUCCAUGCCAGGUUUACCUCUUCCUCCCCCUCCUCCUCCAGUUGGGGGUCUCAUGGUUAUGGAUAAACCUCCCAGGAAACCAGCAGUAGAGCCUUCCAGACCCAUGAAACCGCUUUACUGGACCAGAAUCCAGAUCCAGGACAACAAUAAGAACACACUGUGGAACCUUUUAGAAGAACCAAACAUAAUAAACGCCAGAGAGUUUGAGGAUCUCUUCGCUAAAACCACGACACAGUCCAAGAGGAAGCCACUGUCCGAGGCUUAUGAGAAAAAAGCAAAAGCCAGGAAGAUCAUUAAGCUGUUGGACGGUAAACGCUCUCAGGCUGUGGGCAUCCUCAUAUCAAGCCUCCACCUGGAGAUGAAAGAUAUCCAACAAGCUGUGUUGACAGUGGAUCACUCUGUGGUGGACCUGGAAACCAUUGAAGCACUGUAUGAAAAUAGAGCACAGCCGGAGGAACUGGAGAAGAUCAAGAAACACUACGAGACAUCAGCUGAAGAAGAAGUUAAGCUGCUGGACAAACCAGAACAGUUUCUGUAUGAACUGUCUCAGAUCCCAAACUUUGCAGGCAGAGCUUGCUGCAUCAUCUUCCAGUCAGCCUUCAUUGAUGGGAUCGCGUCCAUUCAACGCAAGCUCAACACCCUCUCCUCUGUCUGUAAGGCUCUUCUGGAGAGCGACAGUGUUAGGGAGGUGAUGGGACUGGUGUUGGCUCUGGGGAACCACAUGAACGGAGGAAACAGGACCAGAGGGCAGGCCGACGGCUAUGGCCUGGAAAUCCUUCCCAAACUCAAGGAUGUGAAGAGCAGGGACAAUCGUAUCAGCCUGGUGGACUACGUGGUGUCAUAUUACCUGCAUAACGUGGACAAGAACGCCGGCACAGACAAGAGCACGUUCCCUCUUCCUGAACCUCAGGACGUCUUCCUGGCAGCGCAGGUCAAGUUCGACGACCUCAACAGAGAUCUGAAGCAGCUCGGACGAGAUCUGACAAGAUGUGAGAGAGACGUACAGAAAGUUUGCUCUGACUCUCCUGAAGAACACCUGCAGCCGUUUAAGGACAAGAUGGAGGCUUUUGUUCUCAGUGCACGAAAAGAACACGCCGAAGCUUCCUAUCAGCUGAUGACUGCACAGAAAAGUUUUCAGGAUUUGGUUCUGUACUUUGGACUGAAGCCAAAGACAGGAGAGAAGGAGGUGACGACCGGUCACUUCUACAUGCUCUGGUUUGAGUUUUGUGCUGACUUCAAGGCCAGGUGGAAGAGGGAGAACAAGGCCAUUUCCAAAGAGAGGUUAAAAGAGGCUCAGCUGUCAGUGAAGAGGAUCACAGGAGAGAAGAAGGUGGAGACGAGAAAGAUCAACCCCAACAGCCUGAAAGAGCGACUGCGGCAGAAAGAAGCCAGCAUGUCUUCGAUGUAAUUGACUCAGGAACUCAAAAAACUCCUCACACAACCAUCCUGACUGAGCUGGAUCAGGCUGAACGUGGACCUGGAUUCAAAACAAACACUUUCCUCGAGGAACACAACAUAAAUUGUCUCCACUGAGCACUCACAUUCAGCAACUGACAGCUUCUUGUAAUAUACUUUGCUACAGAUAUGUAUUUACAUUUUAAGGUGUAAAAAAAAAAAAUCAAAUGCUUCAAAUGUGUAUAGACUUUUACAUUAUACUUAACAUUUUGCAUUGAUUCAGACAUAAACUGUACCUGUGUGCAGUAUUAUUGUUCAAAUAAAAUCACUGAUCAGAUCAGAAAAAUGUGACGUCA
This is a messenger RNA of Stegastes partitus (bicolor damselfish), 4587 nucleotides long. It is a transcript of the gene fmn1, whose product is annotated as formin 1. The record is from RefSeq and is a predicted model, not a curated record. Lineage: Eukaryota; Metazoa; Chordata; Actinopteri; Pomacentridae. Gene Ontology annotation, biological process: cortical actin cytoskeleton organization; actin nucleation. The coding region runs from base 678 to 4244 and encodes 1188 amino acids. Gene Ontology annotation, cellular component: cytoplasm; cytoskeleton; actin filament. The transcript is spliced from 17 exons. Gene Ontology annotation, molecular function: microtubule binding; actin filament binding.